Messenger RNA from Condylura cristata (star-nosed mole), 4341 nucleotides. It is a transcript of the gene USP40, whose product is annotated as ubiquitin specific peptidase 40. The coding region runs from base 14 to 3730 and encodes 1238 amino acids. Gene Ontology annotation, biological process: protein deubiquitination. Gene Ontology annotation, molecular function: cysteine-type endopeptidase activity; cysteine-type deubiquitinase activity. Gene Ontology annotation, cellular component: cytosol; nucleus. NCBI's taxonomy places the organism in Eukaryota, Metazoa, Chordata, Mammalia, Eulipotyphla, Talpidae. The record is from RefSeq and is a predicted model, not a curated record. The transcript is spliced from 31 exons.
AUUUAGUUUCACAAUGUUUGGGGACCUGUUUGAAGAGGAUUAUUCCAGUGUGUCAAGUAAUCAGUGUGGAAAAGGGAAGAUAUUAAAGGCCAAAGCUUUGGAGCCACCUGCUCCUAGAGAAUUCACCAAUUUAAGUGGAAUCAGAAAUCAGGGUGGAACCUGUUACCUCAAUUCCCUUCUGCAGACUCUCCAUUUCACACCUGAAUUCAGAGAAGCCUUAUUUUCUCUUGGUCCGGAAGAGCUUGGUUCUUUAGAGGAUAAGGAUAAACCCGAUGCAAAGGUUCGGAUCAUCCCUUUACAGUUACAGAGGCUCUUUGCUCAGCUUCUGCUCCUGGACCAGGAGGCUGCAUCCACGGCAGACCUCACAGACAGCUUUGGCUGGACCAGCAAUGAGGAACUGAGGCAACAUGACGUGCAGGAACUGAAUCGAAUCCUCUUCAGUGCUUUGGAAACUUCGUUAGUCGGGACCUCUGGCCACGACCUCAUCAAUCGUCUGUAUCACGGAACCAUCGUUAACCAGAUUGUUUGUAAAGAAUGUCAGAAUGUCAGUGAAAAGCAGGAAGACUUCUUAGAUCUAACAGUAGCGGUCAAAAAUGUAUCCGGGUUAGAAGAUGCUCUCUGGAACAUGUAUGUAGAAGAGGAGCUCUUUGACUCUGACAACUUGUACCACUGUGGGAAUUGUGCCAGGCUGGUUAAGGCAGCAAAGUCGGCCAAAUUACGUAAGCUGCCUCCCUUUCUUACUAUCUCAUUAUUAAGAUUCAAUUUUGAUUUUGUGAAGUGUGAACGAUACAAGGAGACCAGCUGUUAUACCUUCCCUCUCCAGAUCAAUCUCAAGCCUUUUUGUGAACAGGGUGAGUUGGAUGACGUGGACUACAUGUAUGACCUCUUCUCAGUCAUCAUCCACAGGGGCGGCUGCUACGGCGGCCACUACCACGUGUAUAUCAGAGACGUCGACCACCUGGGGAACUGGCAGCUUCGGGAGGAAAAAAGUGAGCCAGACGAGAAUUUGAAAGACCUUCAAAAUGAAGAAGAGACUGAUGAUCCAUUGACAAUUAUAAAAGCAAUCUUGCUGCAGGAGGAGAGUAAUCUAAUUCUCGUUGAUCAACUGGGCCAGAAACUCUUGAAAAAGAUAGGAAUAUCUUGGAACAAGAAAUACAGAAAGCAGUAUGGACCGCUGCGAAAGUUCUUACAGCUUCAUUCUCAGGUAUUUCUGCUCAGUUCAGAUGAAAAUACAGUUAGUCUCCUGAAGACCCGUCCUCUCCAGGCUGAAUCUGAUAGCCAGAGGAACAGCAGUCAGCGGGCUUCCAAGACACUCCGUUCAGAGUCCCAAAGAGUGGAUGAUCAAACCCCCUGCCCCCACUGGUUUGAUAUAAAUGAUUCCAAAGUCCAGCCAAUCAAGGAGGAGGAUAUUGAACAGCAAUUUCAGGGUAAAGAAAGUGCCUACAUGUUGUUUUACCGGAAAUCUCAGUUGCAGAGACCCCCUGAAGCUCAAGGCAACCCAAGAUACAGGGUCCCGUGUCACUUGCUGAGUGAAAUGGAUGCAGCCAACAUUGAACUACAAGCAAAAAGGGCAGAAUAUGAUUCUACAAACAAUAAUUUUGAAUUGCAUCUCCACUUGGGUCCUCAUUAUCAUUUCUUCAACGGGGCCCUGCACCCUGUAGUCUCUCAGACAGAAAGCAUGUGGGAUUUGACCUUUGAUAAAAGAAAAACUUUAGGAGAUCUUCGGCAGUCAAUAUUUCAGCUGUUAGAGUUCUGGGAAGGAGACAUGGUGCUCAGUGUCGCCAAGUUCGUGCCAGCAGGACUUCAUGUUUACCAGACACUCGAUGGAGAUGACCUGACACUGUGUGAAAUCAAAAUUGCUGAUGGGGAAGACAUCUUUGUAUGGAAUGGAGUGGAGGUUGGCGGAGUCCAGAUUUCAACUGGAAGUGACUGUGAACCUCUGCUGCUGAACGUGCUUCAUGUGACCACAAGCACAGAUGGGGAACACUGUCAGCAGCUGAUGGAAUCGCCCCACGUCUUCCCGUCUAACGCUGAAGUGGGCGCUGUGUUCACAGCUUUCGCCAUCCCGGCGGGAGCGGUCUUCAUCAACAACACCGAGUCGGCGGGAGAGGAGAACUGGGCCGCCGUUCCCCAGGAGGACUUGAAGAAGACAUUCAGAGAACAAGGAGUCAGAAACGGAAGCUCGCUUCUAAUUCAGGAUGCAAGUCAUAGUGACAGCAGCUUAUUGACCCAACAAGUGAACUGGAUCACUAGCAUGAACGCUGACUGGCUCCAGGUGAAAAACUUAUGUCAGUUAGAUUCUGAGGAGAAACAUGUUAAAAUAUCAGCAACUGUUAACACAGUGGUGUUUGAUAUUCGAAUUAAAGCCAUAGAGGAAUUAAAAUUAAUGAAGGAAAUAGCUGAGGACAGCUGUUUGAGGCCCAUUGACCGAGACGGGAAGCUGCUUUGUCCAGUGCCAGACAACUAUACUUUGAAGGAGGCAGAACUGAAGAUGGGGAGCUCACUGGGUCUGUGUCCUGGGAGGGCCCCGACGUCCACUCAGCUGUUCCUGUUUUUUGCCGUGGGGAGUGACGUCCAGCCUGGGGCAGAGAGAGAGGUCAUAGUAGAAGAAACUAUAUCUGUGAGAGAGUGUUUAAAGACAAUGCUGGAGAAAGCUGGCCUGCCAGGAGACGCGUGGCAUCUGCGGAAAACGGACUGGUGCUAUGAAGCCGGGGAGCCGUUACGUGAGGAGGAUACAACACUGAAAGAGCUUAUGAUAUGCUCUGGAGACACUUUGCUUUUAAUUGAAGGCAAACUUCUUCCUCGGGGUUUCCUGAAGGUGCCCAUCUGGUGGUACCAGCCUCUGGGGCUCUCGAGUCCCUGGACGAGCCGUCAGGACCACGUGCACUGUCCCCCUGCUCAAGGAGGGGACUGGAGAGCUGCUUCCACCCAAGGUGCUCCGGGUGCCCUGCAGGCGGAAGUGCCCCUCCACUACCUGGGUGACGUCGAGAUCUCGGAAGACGCCACCUUGGCGGAGCUCAAGUCCCAGGCCUUGACCUUGCCCUCCUUCUGGGACUCUGCCAUCCUGUCCCCAGCACUCCUCAGGGCCUGGACGGUGGAGAGUAAGCGGCCCGGCAGGCUCUUGCGUGCCAACCAGCAGCAGCUCAAAGAAUAUAAGCUGGGAAGGAAGACUGAGGUCUGCUUGGAGCUCCUGCGGGAGGAAGAGAACCUGAGCCCCCAGGACGUGCUGCUGCGGACACAGGUGCGCGUCCCCGGCGAGAGGGCCUACUCCCUGGCCCUGGACUUGGCGUGGGACACGGCGCGCGGCUGGACUGCCGGCUCCCUGAGGCAGCAAGUCGCCGACUUCUACUCUCUUCCUGUGGAGAAAACUGCAAUUGCCAAAUACUUCCCUGAGAAGUUCGAGUGGCUUCCAGUCUCUAGCUGGAGUCAACAGAUUGCCAAGAGAAAAAAGAAGAAAAAGCAAGAUAAUUUGCAAGGGGCACCUUAUUACCUGAAAGAUGGAGAUACCAUUGGCAUCAAGAAUCUCCUGCUGGACGACGACGACGACGACUUCAGCACAGUCAGCGAUGACCUCGGCAGAGAGAGGCAGAAACAGCUCGCUCUGGAGAGAAAGAGAAGCCAGGAAGCCGGCCGUGAACAAAGCAGUGAUGUGUUCUCUGGAGCAGAGAUGACUGCCCAGCCCCGGGGACCAGAAGCUUCUCUUUCCAUCCACGUUGGGAGCUUCAGAUAGCAAGGCCGCCGGGGGCACCCUCGGGCACAGCAGCCCAAGGCCCGCCCCUGGCAUGACUUUCCAGUUGGCACCAUGCCAGCAGGUUUGUGGCUUCUGCUCACCGACGCCCGGCUUUGUCGUGAGCAGCGGCUGACCCACCUCAGGCCGGCACGUGCAUCGCCAGGCACACUCACGGGUGCCACCACGUGUGCCUCGAGCCACCCGCAGCCCUCACCAGGAGGCGUGGUCCUGCGCCCACCACAGGCCUGGACGAGGCAGCAUGUCCUGGCCCUUGACGCGCCUCCUCCCUGCUGAAGUUGCUGGCUGCUUUGGCCUGUUGGCCACGGCCCUGCAUGGACGCAGAACAGGGCCAGGCCCUCCGGGACACAGGGUCCGCGCCAGCCUCAUGCCAGUCCCCCUCCCCCACGCAGACCCUGGAGCCGGGGCUGCCGACAGGUGGACGGCGAGGGGAGCCAGGUGGCAGCUGGGCGUGGGGCCCACACCCGGGUCUGUGCAAACCUUCCGCUGCCGGGGGAGGUGGGGGGUUGCGGUGACCGUCCCGCGUGGCCUUAGUGAGGUGGGGGAGGAGAAGGAAUUAAACUUUCCUUUCCGCUCUGUUGGUGACUAUUAAA